AUGCACCGACGCUGUGAGACACCCGCUUCCCAACGGGAUACUUUGCCAACCACCCACAUGCCAAAAAGUCGGGGGUGGCAAUUCUCAUCGCCCGCACAGUGCCUUUCCAAAGCCAAGCUGAGCUGGCGGACCCAGAAGGCCGCUAUAUAUUCGUGAAAGGCACGAUUGCCGGACAUCAGUAUACCCUGGCAUGUGUCUAUGCACCCAAUACGGCACAGCACCACUUCCUGACACGCACCUUACAUGCCCUGGACCGCUUCAGAGAGGGCCUGCUGAUCCUGGCGGGGGAUCUUAACCUAGCCCUGGACCCACGGCUAGACACCUCCUUAGGAACUAGCUCACUACCGGCUUCCUACCAACGCAAGGCCCUGGUGGCCCUCAAGAACGCGGGGUUGGCGGAUUCGUGGCGAGUGGUUCACCCACAGAGGAGGGACUACUCCUACUACUCUACGGUCCACAGUCGCUACAGUCGGUUGGACUAUAUCUUCCUCCCCAUUGAAUACCUCUCGCUCUUGCACUCCAGUGGGAUCCACACGGCAACCUGGUCGGACCAUGCUCCGGUCUGGACUAAGAUCGCCUCCCCGCUGUACAGGCCACGGGAGAGGCAGUGGCGGCUCAACGAGCAGGUCUUGGAGGAAUUGGAGGUGACAGUGGAGAUGGGUGACGCACUGCAGAAGUACUUUGAGGAGAACACCACCCCAGACGUGGAACCACCGAUGAUAUGGGAGGCUCAUAAAUGUAUGAUCCGCGGCCAUCUCAUACGUUAUUGUACCCAACGGAAGACGGCCCAAAGGCAAGCAGUCACGGACCUGGCACAACAAGUGGCAACCCUCGAAACUUUACAUAAAUCUACCCUCUCAGAGGAUACCUACAGAGAACUCCUGGAGGCGCGGAGAAACCUCAAGCAAUUGCUCUCGCAGGGCCUUCUCCGAACCAUUCGCAGAUCUCGACGACACUUCUAUGAAUACUCGGACAAAUGCGGGAGGCUCCUGGCCAGGCGCCUGCAAAGGGAACGGAGACUCACACACAUAACCAAGAUCCGGGACCAGACUGGCGUGCUCACUCAACGCCCAGACGGAAUAGCGACGGCCUUCCACCACUUCUACACGGACUUAUAUAACAUCCCAGAAACGCGAGGAGCAGCAGCCCGGAAGAGGC
Messenger RNA from Pelobates cultripes (western spadefoot toad), 1158 nucleotides. The record is from the annotation of a GenBank genome assembly. NCBI's taxonomy places the organism in Eukaryota, Metazoa, Chordata, Amphibia, Anura, Pelobatidae.